UUUAAAAAAAAAACUUGUUGGGAAGUGUAUGUGCCCGCCACCCUCCAAAAGUACAAAAUAUAACUUGCAAAGCAGGUGUUGCUUGCAGCAGAACAGAACCAAAUGGCAUUCCUCGCUCAGCCCCCUUUCUGCUUCUUCCUCUUGGUACUCCUCUCGCUCUCCUGGUCCAUGGGGGCUGCAGCUGCGGUGGCGUUCCCUAUUUCAGAAGGGCUUGUGUGGAAAGACCGCAAGUAUUUUCAGGUGCCGGCAGACAUAAAAAGGAGUGAAGUGCUCGCCUUCCUAUCUGGGCUGGCCGACUGGGCAUCCCACGUGAAUGAGGCACCCCUGUCAAGGCAAGAGAGGACUGACCUCCGUCCCCGGCAAGAACGAGCGACCUUUCCACAGCCCCCAGCUCGGGAAAAGGCAUCUUGCAAGAACUUCUUCUGGAAGACGUUCUCCUCCUGCUAACAGGACUGCGUUCCCGGAAUGCUUCCUUAGCUCCACUGAACUCUCUCGAGAUGAGUACAAUCAGUGACGGCUCUCUUUGGGAGCUACUACUGUCGUGUAAAUUACAUUAUUUCCCCUUCCCUUUCAUCAAUAAUUAGUCCCAGGGAAACAAAGAAUCUUGUAGCACCCGAAGACUAAACCAAUUUUAUCGUGGCAAAAGCUUUUGUGAACCACAGUCCACAUUGUUAGGUGCGCAGUUCUCCGAGGGCAGGUGUGUACACUGGUGCAAACAGAAGAAAGGGGUGGUGGGUAAAUCAUUAUACAGUAACGCCAGGAGACUGAGCAAUCAAGGAAUUGGGCUGUGACAUCACUGCGUGGAGAAUGUGAGAAAAUAGGAUCUAGUCUAGUCAAAAAGAGCAAACAAUCUCACCACUGGGUUGGAUCAAUCACUCCCCACUCCCAGGCCUUAUUGAGACCAAGACUGGUUUCAUUCCAUUGUUACGACAGUCCUGUGUAAAUGAUGGGCAUGAACAUAUUUUGUUUGCUCUGCUCUCCCGCUUUAGGAAUCCUUCAUUCAAACUCCUGUGUAUAUAUACCAUGAGUGAAUGUGACUGCUAUAUACCUUUAAACAGAGAUUGUCAGGGGUGAGGGGCACAGUCAAAGUUAAAUAGAUUUACCUAAGGGCUUGUGGAUUUCAUUUCCUGGCAUGCACACCCACUAGCAUGGCCUUUGUUUCUAUGUCCAAAGACCCCCUAUGCUCAACAGCAGAACGCUCUUCGAAUGAUUUCAGUUCCCCUGAAAUUCUUGUUGGUCUCUUUGAAGUCCUGCUGGACUCAGAUCUAACAGUCCUCUCAGAGGGAUGGUCGUGUAGAGCACACUGUUUAGUAGCCCUUGAUGCAGUUACGGAACUGGGGGGAGGAAGGGGCAAAUUAGAUUGUUGUUGGCAGGUCAAAGUGCCCUCUGCCAAGCAGCGUAGCCUCAAGUGAACUGUCAGGUUUUGUAUGUGAGACGGAAACACUUCAGCAGUGCCUCACAGAUGAUUUCAAGCCAAUCCAACUACAGAAUGUCAUCUCAACAUGCCUGUUUUCCCCCCUGCUGUUUGCCAUUGCCGGAUUUUGUCCCCGCAUCCAACUGUCUUGACACAGAAAUAAAAUAUUGCUGUG
Molecule: messenger RNA, 1589 nt
Organism: Sphaerodactylus townsendi
Lineage: Eukaryota; Metazoa; Chordata; Lepidosauria; Squamata; Sphaerodactylidae
Gene: CORT
Product: cortistatin
Exons: 2
Coding region: 103-447 (114 amino acids)
Biological process (GO): regulation of cell migration
Cellular component (GO): extracellular region
Molecular function (GO): hormone activity
Source: RefSeq, a predicted model, not a curated record